AUGCCUUACAAAAGAACUUACAAGAAGAAAAACACAGCCACCAGCGAAAGGGCUGCUGCCGAAGUAGCUCACGAAGAUACUAUUCCGACUCAGGCAACAGCUCCAACCGCCUCUACCGUUACACCUCAUAAUGCUUCAGAUAGGGAUGGCCAUUUUCUGAAAGACUGUCUGUCAGCCAGGCAGGGUACUGGGGGUAAUAUUACGCCAUCCAUAAAUUCAGCAGUCCCUCGUAAUAAUCAGGCCCAGCAGGGGAACAAUGCAGCUAGGUCUGGAAACACCAGCGGGGGGCGAAACCGCAUGUAUGCAUUGACAGGCCGUCAGGAUAUAGAAACUCGAGCAGAUGUUGUUACAGUCGUUGAAGUCAAGGAGAAACAAUUUAGUGAUCCCUAUUUAUUACAGCUGAAGGAAGGGAUUCCCAAGCAUAAGACAAUGGCUUUUGAACAAGGAGGAGAUGAUGGUACCUUAAGUCUUUUUACUGUGCUAAAGCUACUAAACGCUGUAGUAGCCUGGGAGCAUGAACAAUUUUCAAGGUUGAGAGUCACUGCAGCAACACUUUCUGAACUUUCUGCAGCACCUGAAUUACUGGAAAGCACGGGGGUCCGGCUAAUAACAGGUUGCCAGUGUGACAUUCGAUCUGCUUUUGUUGUUGGUUCUAGGAUCAUACUUGAUUACACUUUUCAGUUUUCUUUUUAUCACCAGCAGGGCAUUUGUAGAGAAAGUGAGCAACGAGCGUUGGAGAGCUUGAAGAAAGAAGUAGAUAAUCCCUCAGAUCUUCCCUCUUCUUGGGUUGUUGGAAAAGAUUGUUGUGAAUGGGAAGGGGUCGUGUGCAACAAUCUAACUCGUCAUGUGAUUGAGCUACACAUAUGGGUAGAAUCGAGAUUCCAAAGGAUCAAUAGCCUUGAGGGGCUGCCAAGUCUUUUGAAUCUUGAGAAGCUGGAGAUGAGCAACGUGGAUCUUAGCAAUGCUACUGAAUGGUUACAGGUUAUUAACAUGCUUCCUUCUCUGGUUGAUCUUCGUUUAUACAAUUGUAGUCUUCAUCAUAUAACACCCCUACUUCAUCACAAUUUUUCUUCACUUGAAACCCUCGAUCUUUCUUGGAACAACUUUAGUUCUCCUAUUCCCAAUUGGGUUUUCAACCUCGCCAGUCUCGUUUCUCUUAAUUUCAGUAGUAGUAAAUUUACUGGCCCGUUUCCUGACGGUCCAGUUAACUUGACUUCUCUCACAUCCUUCAGGGCUUCUGAUAACUCUUUCAAUUGUCUUUUACCCACGUGGUUGUUUGAUCUAAAUAAACUUGAAUAUAUUGAUCUCAGUGGGAGUGGACUUAAAGGUGCAAUACCGAGUAAGAGCGAAAACAUAACAAAACUUAAACAUCUCUAUCUUUCUGAAAAUAACCUCAACUCCACUAUACCAAAUUGGUUCUACCGAUGCAAAGAUCUAGAGUCAAUUUACCUUAGUGAAAACCAUCUUGAGGGAGUAGUUUCAAGUCUGAUUUCAAAUUUGAGCUCAUUAACUCGUAUUGACCUUUUAAAUAAUAUGCUUUCUGGAAAGUUACCAAAUGUAAUUGGAAAGUUGGAGAAAUUAGAAUAUGUUGUUCUCUCAGAUAAUUUAUUUGAUGGAGAAGUAUCUGAAUUAUUCAACGGUAGGAGUAAUUUCAUUUCAGCGGAAAUUGGAAAUAGUUCUUCUUUGAGGGAAUUGAGACUAGAAAACAACAAACUCACCGGAACUCUUCCAAAAAGUCUCGGCCAACUUUCAAUGCUAGAAUACUUUUUCAUCUCUAACAAUAGGUUGGAAGGUGUUGUAACAGAAAGUCAUUUCUCUGAAUUAAUGCAAUUAUCAUACUUCUCUGCUUCUAGAAAUAAUCUGACUCUAAAAGUGAGUGAAAACUGGAUUCCACCUUUUCAAGCGACGAGGAUUCAAAUAGGCGGCUGGAAUAUAGGCCCUUUGUUUCCCAUGUGGCUCCGAACUCAGAAGUUGAUAUGGGAAGUUGACAUAUCAGAUGGUGGAAUAGAAGGUGAGGUUCCAACUUGGUUUUGGAACUUGUCUUCUCAAAUUCGAUUUCUCAAUCUUUCUCACAACCAAUUUGUUGGUGAGGUUCCAAUCAUCGCAACACCUUCUUGGUCAGAUGGACAAGGGGGUCCUUGGUUGAUGUACUUGGGUUCCAACAAUUUUAGUGGACCACUGCCAUUGAUUUCAACCAUUGUAACUGAGCUAGAUCUCUCGAACAACUCUUUUUCAAAAGGUUUAUCUAACUUUUUGUGUGAAGCAAAGAAUGGAUCUUAUAAGUUGGAAAUUUUAAACCUCGGGGGAAACGAUUUAUCAGAAGAAAUUCCUGACUGUUGGAUGAAUUGGCCACAGUUGACAGUUUUAAUCAUGAGGGACAAUAACUUGAUUGGAGGCAUACCGAGAUCCAUGAAGGUUUUGAGUAAUUUGCGAUCCUUGGACUUUCGAAGAAAUAGACUUAAUGGUCCAUUUCCUUCAUCCUUGGGAAACUGCACAAAACUGCAUAAAAUAGAUUUAGCUGAGAAUGAAUUUGUUGGGAAAUUACCAUCUUGGUUGGGAUUGAGGUUUCCAACCUUGAUAGUCCUUAUCCUUCGGUUCAAUAAAUUCGAUGGUGAAUUGCCUCAACAACUUUGUCACCUCAAAGAUCUUCAGAUCUUAGACCUUGCAAACAAUACAUUCACUGGAAUCAUACCAAGGUGUAUUAGCAAUUUCAGUGCAAUGGUCAAAGGAAAAACGGAAGUGGAAGAUUAUUUUGAUGAGUUAAAUUAUUCCUAUUAUAUUGGAGUUUUGAGAGAGAGCGCAAUGGUGAUGACUAAAGGCAACAUGUACCAGUAUGACACCAUUUUGGUGUUGUUUACAAGUAUGGAUAUGUCUAGCAAUUAUCUUUCUGGAGAUAUUCCUACAAGUCUAACACGUCUUGAAGGAUUAAAAUCGUUUAAUUUUUCCAAAAAUAACCUAACUGGUAGGAUUCCAAAUGGCAUUGGGGACAUGAAAGCAUUGGAAUCUGUUGAUCUUUCGGAAAAUCAACUUUAUGGUCAAAUCCCACAAAGCUUUUCGAGUUUGUUCACUUUGAGCUACUUGAAUCUAUCUGAUAACAAUUUAUCAGGUAUGAUACCAUUGAGCACUCAACUUCAAAGCUUUGAUCCCACGAGUUUUCAAGGAAACAAACUCUGCGGGCUUCCACUCUUGGUGAAUUGCAGUUCAGGUGGUAAAACUCCAAAUCAUGAGUAUGAAGAAGAUGAGAGUGACAAAGAUGAAGUGGAUUGGUUCUACAUUUCAAUGGCAAUAGGAUUUGCACUAAGCUUUUAG
Messenger RNA from Lycium barbarum (goji berry), 3309 nucleotides. RefSeq names its product receptor-like protein EIX2. The record is from RefSeq and is a predicted model, not a curated record. The coding region runs from base 1 to 3309 and encodes 1102 amino acids. Gene Ontology annotation, molecular function: protein binding. The transcript is spliced from 6 exons. NCBI's taxonomy places the organism in Eukaryota, Viridiplantae, Streptophyta, Magnoliopsida, Solanales, Solanaceae.